Pangasianodon hypophthalmus (striped catfish) is the source of this 3153-nucleotide messenger RNA. Its product is annotated as ovochymase-2. The record is from RefSeq and is a predicted model, not a curated record. Gene Ontology annotation, biological process: proteolysis. Lineage: Eukaryota; Metazoa; Chordata; Actinopteri; Siluriformes; Pangasiidae. The transcript is spliced from 13 exons. Gene Ontology annotation, molecular function: serine-type endopeptidase activity.
AUGGCUCUCUUGGCUCUCCGGAUCUUUGCAGUUCUUCUCUGUCUUGUGUGCCAUUCAUGUGCUGCCCUUCUCAAUGGAGCAAAGUGUGGCUCUCCACAGCUAAGAAGCACUUUCGAUCGCUAUCUGAGGAUCGUUGGAGGUUCGCAGGCGCUUUACGGUUCUCACCCCUGGCUGGUGUCUCUGAGGUUCAGAGGAUCUCAUUUCUGCGGAGCUGCCAUCCUCACCGACCGCUGGCUUCUGACUGCCGCUCAUUGCUUCUCUACUUCCACAGAAGAGUUCCUGCGUGGUGUGGAGGCCGUGGUGGGCGAGUAUGACCAGAGAGUGGUGGAUCGUGGUGAGCAGAGGUUUGGUGUGAAGAAUGUGAUGCUUCAUGAGCAGUACCAUCAUACACUUCCUAUGAACUAUGAUAUUGCCCUGCUGGAGCUGAAAGGACACAUCCACUUCAAUGACUUUGCUCAGCCUGUUUGUCUUCCUCUUCCUGGUGAGAUCUUCCCACCAAAGACCACUUGCAAUGUUGCUGGAUGGGGACGGACAAAAGAGAGAGGUCAGAUGGCUUCAGUUCUUCAUGAAGUGCAGUUGAACCUGGUAGAUCCAGCAAUCUGCAAGCACAUCCUACAGACCCUCAGUCCAGGACUGCAAAACCUCACAGUGCUGUGUGCUGGACCAGAGAGAGGAGGGAAAGAUGCCUGCCAGGGGGACUCAGGUGGUCCUUUGCUGUGCCCACGGGCAGAUGGACAAUGGGUGGUUGUCGGAAUCACAUCUUGGGGCAAAGGAUGUGGACGCAGCUGGAUCAACAACAGGAUGAAACCCCUGAUUGGAAGAAGCUCACCUGCUGUGUUCACUAAUAUCCCUGUGUUCAUCAAAUGGUUGCUCCAGAAAGGUUUGCCUCAUCUCUGUGUUAGCAUGAAAGCAGUUUGGAGAAGGGGUUCAAUAUAUAUGCAGAUUUUGAAGUAGUUUCCCAUUUGAGUCAUAAUGUUUAUGGGAAUAAAUCUGAUAUAUGUGGCUUUCCUUCAUUCAGGAAAAUUAAUCUCCCAGUUAAGUGUACAAGACGGAGAUCUAAAAGGCAGUGAGGGAAUUAUACAAUACCCGGUUAACCCAGGCCUGAACUACAGCAACAAUGAGGCAUGCUCCUGGUCUAUCAGUGUACCAGGUGACAAAAGAAUCCUGCUGGAAUUCUUGAAGUUUGACCUGGAGAACCACCAUCUGUGCCAAAGUGAUCACCUCACUGUGUUUGCUGGUGAAGGCCUACCUAUAGGCCGAUUUUGUGGCAGCAAGUCCCCUGCACCACUGCUCAUACACUCCAACACCACCACGCUUCAGUUCAUGUCUGAUUUCAGCGUCUCGGGCUCAGGCUUCUCUGUCCGUUUCAGAGCUGUCGAAGAUGACUACACUUUGGGGCCAGGCUGCGGCACAGUGGCACUGUUUCAAUCCCUGGCGGCCCUGCAGAGCCCUGACUACCCACGAUCCUAUGGCGACGACACCCAUUGCCGCUGGGUAAUCUAUGUCCCUGAGGGUUAUGUUGUCAAGCUCGCCUUCACUGACUUUGUCUUGGAGGAGUCUGAAGGGUGUCAGUAUGACUCACUGUCUGUAUUCGGAGACUUUGAAGCAAGAGAACAAAUUGUGGUCUUGUGUGGUCAGAGCAUUCCUCCCCCGGUGUUGAGUUUUGGCAGGGUGAUGGUUGUGCAGUUCAUGACAGAUAGCAGCGUGUCUGCCCGCGGCUUCAGCGCUAAUCUCUCAGUCAUCAGCAAAAAGGACCUCCAAGAUGGAGAGAAUGAAGAUGUGGAUGAAGAAGAAAAUGAUGCCAGCGACCUCCUCCCUCUGUAGUCAGAGAGAGCUUUGUCCUCUUCACACACUUUGUGUUAGAACAGAGGUAUGCACGGUUGCCAGGUCUGUGUAUUUUUUGUCUGCGGAUUGUGGAUUCGGUGUGUUGCAAGAGAAAAUAAAUUAUAUCAGUGUUUUGCAAGCCAGAUAGGUUUGAUUUUAUGCAAACAGUAAAUGCACAGGCUGUUCUGUAUUUAUGUUGGCUGAGGUGUUGGGCAGUAACCCAAAUAAAAUAAAAAUGAAAUGAAAUAAAAUAACAGUACUUCAGUGUAAAGAUGUGUAUAAAUGGGUUACUCAUUCUCAUAUGUAGUCGUUAUUUGUGAAAAUGUUAACAUAAUAUGACACUAUUUUAUUAUAUUUUAGGUUUUCUGAUUGAAAAAAUAUACCAUACAGUGUAUUUGUGGAACCUAAUCAUGUGAUCUAUCAAUUAAACUAAAUAGGGUUGUUUGGAAAAAAUGAUUAUGUAUACACAUAAAAAGUUCUCAUUAGUAGACUUUUUCACUCUUCUGGAGAUUUAUUUAAUUCAUGCCCUGGCUUAACCCAUACUUCAGUUAAAUGAAAGUAAAACAGAAGUCAUUAUCUUCCAUCGUUUCCUCUGUCCUUGACGUCCAGUUAGGUCCUCAUUCCUCUAACAUUGAUAAGAUUGUCAAAAAUCUUGCCAUUAUUUUUGACUCAGAUGUACUCUUUGAUAAACGAAUUAGUUCAGUUGUUAAAGGACACUUCUUUCAUUUAAGAUCUGUUACGAAGUUAAAACAGUUUGUCUCUACAAAAGACCUGGAAACUGUGAUUCACGCUCUGAUUACAGCACGGCUGGACUACCGUAAUUCUCUGUAUGUUGGCCUUCCUCAAAUUGUCUUAUCUCGCUUGCAGCUUGUGCAAAAUACAGCAGCUAGAUUUUUAACAAUGACCAAAAAGAGGGAUCAUAUUUCCCCUGUUUUGGAAUCUCUACACUGGCUUCCCGUUAAGUUCCGAAUCGAUUUUAAAAUUCUUAUUUAUGUAUAUAACUCUUUCUGGUCUUGCUUCACAGUACAUUAUUGACCUUCUUCACCUUUACUCUCCUACCAGAACACUAAGAUCUACUUAUCAACUUCUUCUAUCUGGUCUCUGUUGUUGUACUAAGACAGCUUUUCUGUGGUUGGUCCCAAUCUCUGGAACAAUCUCCCCUUUCACGUGAGGUCCGCUCCACCUUUAGCCAUUUUUAAAACUUAUUUUUAUUCUUUGUCUUAUGAUGCUAUUUAAUGUGAUGCUAUAUGAUGUUAUGUACAGUACUUUGGAUCAACUACUGUUGUCUUUAAUUGUGAUUUUUCAAUAAAACUUGACUUAACUUUUGUC